UUCCAUUUUGGAUUCCUAGUGUUCUCGCCGAGUUCUUGCUCUUGUCGCCUUCCCUCCCUUCCGCUUACCUCGUUUCGCUUUACCUCCUUCGAGCCUACGGGUAGAUCUGAGAACAAAUCGGAUAAGACAGAGAGAGGGAGGAACAACAAUGGCGGCUGGGAUGGCGACGGAAUCACUGAGGUGGCCUCGCUGGCUGGCUCUCGGUCUUUUGGUGCUCGUCGGGUGGUUUGGAGUCGAACAGACCGCCUCAUCGAGGAUCGGAGUGGCAGCGGGGGAGGCGGCAGUGGCGAGGAGGAAUUUGAGACAAACUGUAGCAGCUAACCAGUCUUCCAGUUCCGGUAUACUGGAGAGUGUUAGUCGAGAUGUGGCAGUGGGCGCGGUCGACGAUCCGGAGUUUGUCGCAGCUCAGGUGCACAAGCUGAUCGACAACAGCACCGCACGUCGGGAGCUUGGCUACUUGUCAUGCGGGACCGGGAAUCCCAUCGACGACUGUUGGCGUUGCGACCCGGAGUGGCACUUCAACCGUAAGCGCCUCGCCGACUGCGGCAUCGGCUUCGGCCGCAACGCCAUCGGCGGCCGCGACGGGCGCUUCUACGUGGUGACCGACCCCGGGGACGACGACCCCGUCAAUCCCCGCCCGGGCACCCUCCGCUACGCCGUCAUCCAGGACGAGCCGCUCUGGAUCGUCUUCAAGCGCGACAUGGUCAUCACUCUCUCCCAGGAGCUCAUCAUGAACAGCUUCAAGACCAUAGACGGCCGCGGUACCAAGGUCCACAUCGCCUACGGCGCCUGCAUCACCAUCCAGUUCGUCACCAACAUCAUCGUCCACGGCCUCCACAUCCACGACUGCAAGCCCACCGGUAACGCCAUGGUCCGCAGUUCCCCCUCCCACUACGGUUGGCGCACCAUCGCUGACGGCGACGGCGUCUCCAUCUUCGGCUCCAGCCACAUCUGGGUCGACCACAACUCCCUCUCCAACUGCGCUGACGGCCUCAUCGAUGCCAUCAUGGGAUCCACCGCCAUUACCAUCUCCAACAACUACUUCACCAACCAUAACGAGGUGAUGCUGUUAGGUCACAGCGAUUCUUACGUGAGGGACAAAGCCAUGCAAGUAACCAUUGCCUUCAACCAUUUCGGAGAAGGUCUCAUACAAAGAAUGCCUAGAUGUCGGCAUGGCUACUUCCACGUAGUGAACAAUGACUACACUCACUGGGAGAUGUACGCCAUCGGUGGCAGUGGCGAUCCCACCAUCAACAGCCAAGGCAACAGAUACCUUGCCCCGGUGAACCCAUUCGCAAAGGAGGUGACUAAGCGGGUGGAUACCGAUUCAAAUGUGUGGAAGGGUUGGAACUGGAGAUCAGAAGGCGAUCUCCUAUUGAACGGCGCCUACUUCACCCCCUCUGGCGCCGGAGCCUCGGGCAGUUAUGCCAAGGCCUCCAGCCUGGGGGCCAAGUCUUCCUCCAUGGUUGGCUCCAUCACCUCCGGCGCCGGUGCCCUGCGCUGCCUCCGGCGCACCCACUGCUGAACAUUUGAUUCAUUCAGCUAGCGCACCAUGACCACACUACAAAAAACAAAAAUAAAUAAAUCAACAAAGGGUAAUUAAAUUAAGUCCAUUUGCAUUUGACCGAGUUGCAUAUAUAGUUUUCUCUUUGUCUCACGGUCAUUCCUCGCCGAUCGCUUUACUGUCUCUCUCGACCUCCGCUGCUUCCAGCGUAAUCAAACGCUUGCGGAGCAGCUGGAAGCGUUGCUGAUUUCAAUUACCUUCCGCCAUUGUUUCAAUUAGUAUUUCAAGUGGCUUUAUCUGCGAGUCUCUGGAAGAAGCUUCGUCCAUUAUAUUUAUGAAGAAGAUUAAAUGGAUCAGGGGCGAAAUGUGUCCUCUUCUUUUUGUUCCCUAAUUUCAAGGCUCUGUGACAUUAAGUGUACUUAUGUCCUCUUAGUUUGCUUUAUCUGUGGGUCUCUGGAAGAAGCUUCGUCCAUUUAUGAAGAAGAUUGAAUGGAUCUGGGGCGAAAUGUGUCCUCUUGUUCCCUAAUUUCAAGGCUAUAUGACAUUAAUUGUUAUGUCCUCUUAGUUUGCUUGUAAACGUUAUGCAGUACUGUCAUAAAUAAUGAAUAUCAAGCAAGUCGAAUGAUAAAAUAUUUGCUUCUGUUAUUCUUUUGAUUGUGUCAGUUCCUUUGCCAUUGUCAUAGUAAAAUAUUUAAAUUAAUUAUCAUCC
This is a messenger RNA of Zingiber officinale, 2213 nucleotides long. RefSeq names its product probable pectate lyase 8. NCBI's taxonomy places the organism in Eukaryota, Viridiplantae, Streptophyta, Magnoliopsida, Zingiberales, Zingiberaceae. The record is from RefSeq and is a predicted model, not a curated record. The coding region runs from base 149 to 1525 and encodes 458 amino acids. The transcript is spliced from 7 exons. Gene Ontology annotation, molecular function: pectate lyase activity.